Messenger RNA from Solanum pennellii, 1754 nucleotides. Its product is annotated as non-specific phospholipase C2. Gene Ontology annotation, biological process: phospholipid catabolic process. Gene Ontology annotation, molecular function: hydrolase activity, acting on ester bonds. The coding region runs from base 16 to 1626 and encodes 536 amino acids. The record is from RefSeq and is a predicted model, not a curated record. The transcript is spliced from 5 exons. Lineage: Eukaryota; Viridiplantae; Streptophyta; Magnoliopsida; Solanales; Solanaceae.
AUUCACACUCACAAAAUGUCACCCAAAUCCAAAUCGCCGGCGACGAACACCGUCGCCGUCGGACUACUCAUUCUCGUAAUUUUACUAUCAAACCACCACCGUAACUGGACUACUGCUGCUGCUGCUGGUAGCAGCAGCAGUAGUCCGAUAAAAACGGUGGUGGUUUUGGUAAUGGAGAACAGAUCGUUCGACCAUAUGUUAGGUUGGAUGAAGAAGAUGAAUCCAGAAAUCAAUGGCGUCGAUGGGUCGGAAUCGAAUCCGAUUUCGACAUCGGAUCCGAAUUCCCGUCGAAUUUUCUUCGGAGAUCAAUCACAUUAUGUUGAUCCUGAUCCAGGACAUUCAUUUCAAGCUAUACGUGAACAGAUAUUUGGAACAAAUCAAAGUUCGAAAAAAUUAGCUCCGAUGAAUGGAUUUGUUCAACAAGCUCUUUCAAUGGAUACUAAUUUGCCUGAACAAGUCAUGAAUGGUUUUCAGCCUCAAAUGGUGUCAGUAUAUAAAACUCUAGUAUCGGAAUUUGCGGUGUUCGACCGGUGGUUUGCGUCGGUGCCAGCGUCGACUCAGCCGAAUCGACUCUACGUUCACUCCGGCACAUCUCACGGCGCCACCUCUAACAUCGCGGCGCUGUUAGCUAAAGGUUACCCACAAAGAACGAUUUUCGAGAAUCUCGACGACGCCGGAGUAAAUUUUGGAAUUUAUUAUCAGAAUAUUCCGGCGACUCUGUUUUACCUGAAUUUGAGAAAGCUUAAGUACGUCGGAAAAUUCCAUCCUUAUGAUCUCACAUUCAAAAGUGAUGCUAAAUCAGGAAAACUACCAGGAUAUGUUGUGGUGGAGCAGCGAUACAUGGACUCAAAGUUAAUACCAGCUAACGAUGAUCAUCCAUCACACGACGUUUAUCAGGGACAAAUGUUCGUAAAGGAGGUAUAUGAAACCCUAAGGGCAAGCCCACAGUGGAACCAAACCCUUUUCAUCAUUACCUACGAUGAGCACGGUGGGUUCUUUGAUCACGUCCCUACACCUGUCACUGGGGUCCCUAGCCCGGAUGGAAUUGUAGGACCCGAACCGUUUAACUUUGAGUUCGAUAGGUUGGGAGUUCGAGUUCCUACUAUUAUGAUCUCUCCUUGGAUUGAAAAGGGCACAGUUGUUCAUGGUCCUAAUGGGUCUCCGUUUCCGACGUCGGAAUAUGAACAUUCAUCAAUUCCAGCAACAGUGAAGAAGAUCUUUGAUUUGCCAUCACCAUUUCUUACUAAAAGAGAUGCAUGGGCUGGCACUUUUGAACACAUUCUACAGAUAAGAAAGGAGCCUAGAACUGAUUGUCCUGAAAAGCUUCCAACUCCAACAAAGAUAAGAAAGGGAGAAGCAAAUGAAAAUAAAAACAUAAGUGAAUUCCAGGAAGAACUAGUUCAACUCGCCGCGGUUCUAAAAGGAGAUCAUCUACUAACAAGUUAUCCAGAAAAGAUAGGCAAAGGAAUGACUGUAAGAGAAGGGAAAGCUUAUAUGGAAGACGCGGUUAAACGCUUCUUUGAAGCUGGAUUUGCUGCCAAGAAAAUUGGUGUUGAUGAAGAACAAAUUGUACAAAUGAGGCCUUCACUCACUACAAGAUCAUCAUCUACUAAUUUGCAACCUUAACAUAUAUGUAAUCAAAUGAAAUAAUGUACAAAUAUGGUAUUACUGAAGCCAUAUUAUGAUGUAAUUAUAUGGUUCAAAGGUGCACUAUAAUCGAAAUUAUUUGAGCUCGAUCAUUGCUGUUCUGGAAA